AUGGAUCAGGGCGAGUGUUUCAAGGAUGACUUCCUGUUUUCAUCUGGAGCAGCUUGGAGGAUGGAGGUUCCAUUCCUGAGGAGGGGGACUCAGGGAAGGAGGGCAGCCGCGGCAGUUAUAGCUCCACAUUCAGGGGACGCUCGGUAUCCACCCAGCUCCCCGCAGGCCCGAGCACCCCAGUCACCCAGGAGGAGAGCCAACCUGCCUGGCAGCGGGGGUGAACGGCCGCAGUACGCCACUCUGUGGAGCCCGUUCUGCAGAGGUCGUCAGGAGCCCCUUCUGUGCCCACCCCCUCCCCGCCCCUUCGCCCCUGCACUCCCGCCCAUCCUUCCCGGAGACCCCAGGUCUCCCCACCUCCUCACUCACUCCAGUCCCUUUGGCUUUGAGAUUUGGGCUCCCAUCCCAUUUGAGUGCAGAUGGAGGAGCAGAGAACUGGUUUUUCGAUGGGAUUUGUGUGCAAGAGCACAGAGGCGCUAA
Rangifer tarandus platyrhynchus (Svalbard reindeer) is the source of this 477-nucleotide messenger RNA. The record is from the annotation of a GenBank genome assembly. NCBI's taxonomy places the organism in Eukaryota, Metazoa, Chordata, Mammalia, Artiodactyla, Cervidae.